AGCGGAAAGGGGGGCGGCGCGUUAAGAUCCAUCGAUCAGAAAUUUGAAGUCAACCCUUGCAACGGAACUCUUACCUUAGAUCUGCCGUUACAUCUUACGCAAAGCCGGCACAAUUUCCACCCAGAGCUCAAUCUCUCUUACAACUCGGGAGCUGGAAAUGGCCCUUUCGGUAUCGGUUGGAAUCUAUCGUUCAAUAGCAUAACACGCAAAACCACUUUAGAGAUCCCGCGCUACAACGGCUCAGAUACGUUUCUGCUAUCUGGCUUUGAUGACUUGAUUGAAGAUGGUGAGCGGUUCCUGUACUCAGCAUCUCUUGGCAAAUAUGCUGUUCAGAGAUACCGCCCCAGAGUCGAGAGCGGCGACAAAAUGCGCAUUGAAAGGUUCACAAGCACAGAGGACGAGAAUGAUGUGUUUUGGAGAACAAUUUCCGUCAACAAUGUGACAAGCUUCUACGGCCGAGAUAACCAAUCUCGGGUUAUGGAAACAUCUGAGUCUGGUGCCAAUCGAGUAUUUUCGUGGCUGCUUUGCGAAAUCCAUGAUCCUCUUGGUAACGCCAUGCUGUUCUCUUAUAAAUCGGAGAACGAUGAUGGGAUUCGUACGCCCGAUGGCUCCCUUCCUAUCUGGGAGGCCAAGAGAGAGCCAUCCACUCGCACGCGAGCCAGAUAUCUUAAAUCGAUCAAAUAUGGCAAUGCCACCCCAACCAGAGACUUGGAGUCGUGGCAGAUCAUACCAGCUUCUAGCCAGGAGAAAUGGAUAUUUGAGGUGGUUUUCGAUUUUGGAGAGCACGAUCCUGUAAAGCCGACAACUAGUGAAACAAAAGCUUGGGAUGUCCGGAAAGAUUCAUCUUCGAGUUUCUCGGGCGGCUUUGAGAUACGCUCAUACCGCCUUUGCAAGCGCAUACUUUUGUUUCACCAUCUUCCAGGGAAGCUGCCACUUGACGACUAUCUAGUGUUCUCCUAUAACUUUCAAUACGAUGAAGCACCGUCAGGGUCACUCCUUAGCUCGCUCACAUCUACCGGUCAUCUUUGGAAUGAGGAGAAUAAGUCUUACGAUUCACAAAGCUUAGCACCAUACACCUUUGUCUACGAAAAAGUCCCUCCGGUAGAUUCUCUUCCGCUAAAAACCAUGAAAGUGGAAUACCUGCAGACUAUUUUAGUGAACAAACCAAACGCCCAGACUCAUUGGAUCGAUCUCAAUGGCGAAGGUUCGCCAGGAUUCCUGAUCCAAAUUGACGGAGCAUGGUACUACCAGCGAAAUGAGAAUGCCAUCAACAUGGCCACCGAUGACGACGGCGACAGCAGCGAUGCAGAGGAGACCAUGCCUGCUUCGCCGCACGAGUUUGGACCAGUCCAACUUGUUCAGUCAUACCCUUCUGUUAGAGACUACAGUGCCUCGUACUUUGAAGAUCUCGAUGGCAAUGGCCACCAGGACCUUGUACUGUGCGAUGAAACGGGCCGCACUGACGGUUACUACGAGUGCUACUCCAAGGAUGAGUGGGAAAGUUUCAAGCCCUUCCCUUCGCGUCUUAACUUUGACGCUACCGACAGCUCUCUUCGUAGGGUUGACUUGACUGGUAACGGUCGAAGGGAUGUGCUUUGUAGCAUGGACAACGGCAUCGCCUGGUACCAGUCAUUAGGCAAAAAUGGAUUCGACUUCGGAGGAGCCUGUAAGGGUCAAGAUGGCAUCCAGAUGAUGAUAUCACAUGAUGAUAAGAGUGCACUCUUCUUUGUGGACGCUACUGGUGAUGGUUUGGCGGAUGCUCUCAAAAUCUCCAAUGGACACAUUUCCUAUUGCCCAAACUCGGGCUAUGGCCGGUUUGGAACCGAGGUUGUCAUGGGAAAUUCGCCUAUAUUUGACUCCGAGGAUCAAUUCACGUUCCAGAGACUUCAUCUCACGGACAUAGACGGCAGCGGGACUACAGAUCUGGUAUACCUCACUUCAGGAGGAGGGGCCGUUGCCUACUUCAACCUCUGUGGGAAUGCAUGGAGUGAUGGAGUGCCCAUUGAUUGCUUCCCACAAAUAGAUAACCUGUCUUCGGUCUUUUCUCUGGACCUUUUGGGAAACGGAACCUCUUGCCUUUGUUGGGCUGGGCCUGGCAAUACAAUUGCCGAUGAGUUUGUCAUUUCAUAUCUUGACCUUACCAGCGGAGUAAAACCACACCUAUUGAAACAAUGGUCGAAUGGUAUUGGCCUCAAUACUUGUGUCAAAUAUACCCCGUCAACCAAGUUUUAUCUCCAGGAUGAACGUCAGGGCAGACCGUGGAAAUCCAAGCUUCCCUUUCCAAUACAUACGGCCAGCCGCCUCGUGGAGAGAGAUGACAUUGCCUUGUCAGUUCGAACCACAAAGUUUCGUUAUCAUGAUGGUUACUUUGAUGGUCGUGAGAGAGAGUUUAGAGGAUUUGGAAUGGCAGAGAAGUGGGAGUAUGAGGAAUUCACAAUCAAUCGAGAGAGAAAGAAACUCAAAACGCCAACCUGUUACACGAAGGAGUGGUACCACACAGGGGCCCAGGAAAUGGGUCUUGGCCCAUCUAACUCGGACACAUUCGAUCAGAGCCGGUUUCAGUCAAGCAUUCCCCAGGAUUUGCCUCAUGACAAAUACUACGACGCAUACAGAGCCUUGAAAGGACGGCAGCUGCGCUCUGAGGUUUACGGACAGGAUCAAUCUGCUGCCGCCGAUAUACCAUACACUGUCGCUGAAAGUUCGUACGACGUUAUUCUCCUUGGUGACGCCAAGACCUUGGAUCAGCCGGUGACCUUUCGGGUGCAACCACGUGAAUCGCUUGUGGCUCACUACGAGAGGGGACAAGGCUUGCCACGUAUAGAACACGAGCUCACCGUGAAGACCAACCUGUACGGAGAUAUCACCAAGUCCAUGAAAGUCUACUAUGGGAGGCAAAAUAGCCCACCCUCUACGACUGAGACUCAAGCUGCUCAACAGAAUCACCACAUAAUCUAUACUGAAAUUGACUAUACAACGAAGGUUGACAGCGAAGGCGAUGCUGACUGCUAUUACAAGCCUAUGCCCUCUGCAACAACCAUCUCUCAUAUAAAUGACUCCCCAAAGCCCCAGCUAUUUGAUAUCGAGGAAGUUAGAAGCAAAGAACUGGGUGCUGUUGGGGGGACUGUUCAUGCUGGCCAACGAAUGAGAACAUAUUACCGAAGUCAAGAUCUGUCACGUCGGUUGGAAUUUGGCGUCUUUGAGAAUUUUUCCAUUGUCGAUCAGCAAUUCCAACUCGCCAUGGACAAAUCCAUGUGCGAAAGCCUUGUUAAAGACAAGGGCUUUGUUUUCUACCCACAAGAUAUGCUCUUCAGCACUUGUGGAUACGUCGAUAUCUCUAAAGACGGAUGCGCAUGGAUCCCAUCGCCUGAAGUCCUGUGGGAGGCCGGCGAUGGCGACGACGUUCUCAAACACGCUCGCAGGACGUUUUUCACUCCAAAGAAGUCCCGGGAUGCUUUUGGCAACGUCUUUGAGGUCAAGAUGGAUGAUUACAGUACCUUGCCGGUCCAGAGCAUUGACUCGAUGCAGAAUAUUGCAACAGCCGAGAACGACUACCGGGUCAUGCAGCCCACCCUGGUGACGGAUGCCAAUGGGAACCGCACUCAGGUGAUCUAUGACGCCUUGGGUGAGGCAGCAGCCCUGGCUCAUAUGGGCAAAGUCAGCGAGUCUGUGGGUGACUCGCUAGACGAGACACCUCUCAUUGUCUCCGAGAGUGAAAUACGGUCCUUUAUCAGCGAGCCAUCUCGCGCUGCCGCAGCUACACUGAUCGGCAAAGCGGGCAGUCGUACACUCCAUUGCAGAUCGAGGCUCACUCUCCCCUCUUCGGAGAAGAUACUACCAACAUUUCGCCUAGAUUUGGCUCGCACUGAGCAUGCUAUGACAGAUCAGGCUAACCCAGAUGACCUUGGCGAUAUUCUUGUCAGCAUCACCUAUCUUACAGGACGAGGUGCAGAGUCUCAAGAGGUUAGGCUCGUGGAUUGGGACGGUGUGGAUAAUAAAUGGCGUGUUACAGACAACACAGUCCAGGACAUCGAAGGGAGGACGAUACUAAGCCUAGAGCCUUAUUUCUCUUCAACUCAUCUUUGGCAGUCACACAUCGAACUGGAGUGCCCUUUCCAGCUUUCUUUUCUAGAUGCAUUACAUCGAAGUGUCGGCACUCUCCAUCCGGAUCACACUUGGACUAAACAAUGCCUCAGCCCCUGGACAAGUACGUCGUAUGAUACAGGCGAUACCAUCCUCGUGGCGGAUCCCAGAUUAGACCAAGAUGUCGGCUAUUAUUUCGCCGCUUUGGACCCGAAUUUGUUUUUGCCAACUUGGUAUGACCUACGAUCCCACGCAGGAGACAAACCAUCACAGGAUGCUGCUGCUAAAUCGGCCGAAUACGCGAAUAAACCUCGUACUACUCAUUUUGACAGCCGCGGUAAGGCCAUCGAGAUGGUAGAGCAAGGUGAAAGUCACCAACGUUCAGUUCGCUCAGAAUACGACGUCCACAGCAUGGACUCAGGAGUGCGGGCAGUAGUGCUUGAUAGUGCUGGCAAGCUUGUAUUGGAGAAAGACGGUGCUGAUAGACAACAACGCCUGGUAUAUGAUGCACUUCAAAGGAAGACGCAAACACGAGUGCUGGACCCAAAAACACAGAGCGAGGUGCUGUGGAGCGAGAUAUCAUACGGUGACCAGCAGGCAGAUGCUGCGUCGAAAAAUCUCCGUCUGCAGGUGUUUCAGGUCUCUGAUCAGGCUGGAUUGCAUAGAAACGCUAUCUAUGAUUUCAAGGGCAAUUGCUUGUCCACCGACACGUAUCUUGCGCUAGAGUAUCGAACUACGUUGGAUUGGCAAGGAAAAGUCGAAAUACAAGAGAAGCCUCACACAUCGACAUCUAUUUUCGACGCCUUGAACCGUGCCAAAAUAACGAUCGACGCAGUUGGACGAGUUUCUAAGCGCACGUUCGAUCUUACCGGUGGCCUCAAGGCCCUGCACUCUUCAACUUCUGAAGCCGCCGCAGCUUUAACGAAAGCCGAUGCUUCCUGGUUAUGUCAUGUGUCUAAUGCCGUGUAUGCUGCUGAUGGUCAACCCCUUCAGGUAGACUAUGGAAACACUUCCCAUUGUGCCUACACAUACGACGAGAAUACACGCCAGCUGACGCGGAGGCGGACCUGGAGAGAUGAUGGCACCGUGCUAGAAGAUCUGACCAUGGUGUAUGAAUGUCUAGGUCGAGUCUCGAGCAUUGAAGACGCUGCUCAGCAGACAGAAUUCUUCCGAAACAAACAAGUCGUUCCGGUGAAAAAUUAUCAUUACGACGCUUUUGGGCGACUGGUAAGCGCAACGGGCCGUGAAACAGUUGAGGCCGGGGCCAACAUAUCCCGCAGCUUGCGGCAGGUCUUAUCUCCCAAAUACCAAGCGUUGCCCUUUGAGCAGUCCACCGAGGUUUGCAACUAUGUCGAAACAUACAUCUACGACGACGAAGACAACAUCCUUUCCGUAGAUCAUCAGUCAUUAGACGCAUCUAUUAGCGGUUGGACGAGAAUCUAUCACUACAACGAACCAAGCCUGCUAGAGCCGACCAAAAGUAACAAUCGGCUUAGCAAUACCCAGAUUGCUGGCCUGACGGAGCAGUACAGCUAUGAUGGCGACGCUGGAAAGAAUGGAUGCAUGACGUCCAUGCCGGGAUUUUCUCGAUUGGGAUGGGACCGUAACAACAAGCUCCAAUACGUCGCACGGCAGAAGGUCAAUGACGGCGUCCCAGAGACGACUUGGUACGUCUAUGGUGAGGGCGGACGAAGAGUACGCAAGGUAACGGACGCUGUGAGUGCCGAGGGCUCCGAGCCGCGAAAGCUAAAGGAAACCAUCUUUCUCGACUCUCUUGAGAUUUACCACACGUAUCAAGGUGAUGGCCUGACGGUUAAAUCAACCACAAAUACCUCCUUAAUCAGCCCGACGGAAACUCAGGAGGGACCAGCUGUGGUCAGCAUCGAAGACCCGAUCCUGGUUGCAGACAAAUCAAAGGCGGCAGCCACCCCGUUGUUUCGCUACCAUGUAAGCACCAGCUUGGAGACUGAUGAAAAGGCCCAAAUCAUCUCGUACGAAGAGUACAGCCCAUUCGGCGUGUCGGUGCUGCAGGCCUGCAAAUCUGACAUCGAGGCACCACGGAGAUAUCGCUUCGCUGGGUAUCGGCGUGAUAAUGAGAGUGGCUUCUACACCUGUGGCGCCAGAUACUACGCGCCUUGGCUCGGACGCUGGACAUCAUCUGACCCAUUGGGUACCAUUGACGGAUACAACGUGUAUGCGUAUGUGCGAAAUGACCCCGUCAACUGGGUAGAUCCUGAUGGUACCACUGGCAAA
This is a messenger RNA of Trichoderma virens Gv29-8, 6333 nucleotides long. RefSeq lists its product as uncharacterized. The transcript is spliced from 2 exons. The annotation marks the transcript as partial. Gene Ontology annotation, cellular component: cytoplasm. Lineage: Eukaryota; Fungi; Ascomycota; Sordariomycetes; Hypocreales; Hypocreaceae. The record is from RefSeq and is a predicted model, not a curated record.